Pochonia chlamydosporia 170 is the source of this 351-nucleotide messenger RNA. RefSeq lists its product as hypothetical. The coding region runs from base 1 to 351 and encodes 116 amino acids. The record is from RefSeq and is a predicted model, not a curated record. The transcript has a single exon. NCBI's taxonomy places the organism in Eukaryota, Fungi, Ascomycota, Sordariomycetes, Hypocreales, Clavicipitaceae.
AUGAACUGCCAGAUCUCGAUGCACAAUAAGCAGCCAUAUCUGCUUGCGGCGUGGUGGCGGCUGCAUGCAACCGCAUCGGAGCUGCAAGAUCUGGGAUGGCAACGUAUUGACCACAACGGGCGUCCAAUACGGGCUGGCGUCUGUCCUGUCGGCAGCCAUUGUACUGCAACAAUGAAGCUGUUCGAGAAAAAGGUGAUUGGCGCAUUGUGUGUGCCCUCGCCCUCAGUUGACUACGAAAGCCUGGGAUGUUUCAAGCCGAUUUACCCAGAACACGUGCUGAACAGCAUUUCUAAGCAUCCAGGGCAUGCAGGCCAUGUUCAGCAGACGGUGAUACCGUCAAGGGUGUCGUGA